This is a messenger RNA of Trichomonas vaginalis G3, 309 nucleotides long. RefSeq names its product ribonuclease inhibitor domain-containing protein. Bases 1 to 309 code for a protein of 102 amino acids. NCBI's taxonomy places the organism in Eukaryota, Parabasalia, Trichomonadida, Trichomonadidae. The transcript has a single exon. The record is from RefSeq and is a predicted model, not a curated record.
AUGUUUGCACAUUGCGUUAAAUUAACUAAUUCAGUUUUUGAAAAUAUUGGAAUUAUUACCGAAAUACAGGCGAAUGCUUUUUCUGGAUGUUCAGAUCUCAACCUUAAUUGGUAUUCAUUCUAUAGUAUCAAAAUAAUUGGCGAUAAUGCAUUUUCUGGCAACAAUGUGAUAGCUGAUUUACUAUUUUCUCCCACAUUAGAAGAAAUUGGUAAUGCAGCAUUCCAAAAUGUUUAUGCUCUUAGAACAGUUCGUCUCCCACCAAAAAUGACAAAAAUUGGGCAAAUAAAGAACCUUGCGCUCUUCUUAUAG